This is a messenger RNA of Rodentolepis nana, 233 nucleotides long. Lineage: Eukaryota; Metazoa; Platyhelminthes; Cestoda; Cyclophyllidea; Hymenolepididae. The record is from the annotation of a GenBank genome assembly.
ACAUCAGUGAGCAUACUCGCGACUUGCUCCUGGCUUCAAGCGACAUCAGUGAGCAUACACGCCGUAUUUCCUCUUGGCUUCAAGCGACAUCAGCGAGCAUACACGCCGCACCUGGUUCUGGUCACAAACCAGUCAUUGCUAGUAUUACCUUUGGUCUUCUAGUCACAAACCAGUCAUUGCUAGAACUGAAAAGAAAGCGGGACGCUCAACGCAACAAUGCAGAUCAGACUGGA